AAGUGCUUCUAAUCCAAAUCUAUUUACGUCGCUUCCUGUUAGCCAUUUUGUUCCAAAAUGGGUAUUUCAAGAGAUCACUGGCAUAAGAGGCGUCCUACUGGAGGAAAAAGGAAACCUAUUAGAAAGAAGAGGAAAUUUGAAUUAGGACGUCCAGCUGCUAAUACGAAAUUGGGACAACGUAGGAUACAUACGGUUCGUACACGCGGUGGUAAUAAGAAAUAUCGUGCUUUGCGUUUGGAUCAUGGCAAUUUCUCAUGGGGAUCAGAAAAUUGUACUAGAAAAACAAGAAUAAUUGAAGUCGUAUACAAUGCUUCUAAUAACGAAUUGGUAAGAACGAAAACCCUUGUUAAAAAUGCUAUUGUCACUAUCGAUGCCACACCAUUCAGGCAGUGGUAUGAAAGCUUUUACAUUACUCCAUUGGGAAGAAAGAAAAGUGGAAAAUUAACAGAAGCUGAAGAAGCCGUUCUUAGUAAAAAGAGGUCUAAAAAACUCAUUAAGAAAUACAAGGCUAGGCAGAAAAAUUCCAAGGUGGAACCAGCAUUAGAAGAACAGUUCCAAAAUUCACGUUUGUUAGCAUGUAUAUCGAGCAGACCUGGUCAGUGUGGUCGUGCUGACGGUUACAUACUUGAGGGAAAAGAGUUGGAAUUUUAUUCGAGAAAAAUAAAAGCUAAGAAAGGAAACAUUAUGUAA
Messenger RNA from Pediculus humanus corporis (human body louse), 690 nucleotides. RefSeq names its product 40S ribosomal protein S8, putative. Gene Ontology annotation, biological process: translation; maturation of SSU-rRNA from tricistronic rRNA transcript (SSU-rRNA, 5.8S rRNA, LSU-rRNA). Gene Ontology annotation, cellular component: cytosolic small ribosomal subunit; ribosome. The coding region runs from base 58 to 690 and encodes 210 amino acids. The transcript has 2 exons. Lineage: Eukaryota; Metazoa; Arthropoda; Insecta; Psocodea; Pediculidae. The record is from RefSeq and is a predicted model, not a curated record. Gene Ontology annotation, molecular function: structural constituent of ribosome.